Molecule: messenger RNA, 1947 nt
Organism: Amblyraja radiata (thorny skate)
Lineage: Eukaryota; Metazoa; Chordata; Chondrichthyes; Rajiformes; Rajidae
Gene: ankrd45
Product: ankyrin repeat domain 45
Exons: 6
Coding region: 314-1096 (260 amino acids)
Cellular component (GO): cytoplasm
Molecular function (GO): phosphatase regulator activity; enzyme inhibitor activity; protein binding
Source: RefSeq, a predicted model, not a curated record
GUCACGCAGCGGCCGUGCAGGGAGAAAAGGAGUUAACGUUUCAGGUCCGGGACUCUUCAUCUGAUCUCUAGUCUGAGUUAUUUUCGCGCAAACCAUAUUUCUUUCCGCUGGGGUGUAUACGGUGGAAUCAUUGUGCUCCUCUUUUCUCCCGCUGAUGAGUGCCGGAUCUUAAUUGGCGUUACUCCUGUUUCAGGCGAGCAGGAUCUUUACCCACGUUGCACAGAGGCACUGGUUGCCGUGGAGACGGCUGUGGCUGGUCCUGGGCAGAAGGAGAGAUCAAGGCACGGGCACCAAAGAAGUCGUUUUCAGACCCAUGAAGAGCGCAGAGCACGGCCAUAAAUCAGGUGGCAUGAAAUCGGAACGUAAAAUUAACACUGUAAAAGAAAAGGCAGUCCCAACCAAUGAAGAUUUAGUAAAUGCUGAAGAUCUUGAACUAGAGAACAGGAACAACUUUCUUAGCAGUGUGCUCAAAGGAGAUGCUGAGAACCUACGCAAGUGUUUCGUAGAUGCAGAUGAUCCAAAUCAUGAAAAAACGUAUCAAUUGUUAAAUAUACAUGAUGAUAUUGGCAGAAAUGCUCUCUUUGCAGCUGCCAUGCUAGGUCAUUCUGAAGUUAUUCAAGAGUUGGUGACACGAGGAGCAAAUGUGAAUGAGCAAACCAAUCGAGGCUAUACCCCUUUACAUUGUGCCGCUGCAUGGGGGAAACAAGAGAGCCUAAAAACUUUGGUGGGCCUUGGAGCAAACAUUCGAACAACCAACUUCAGAGAUGAAAAAGCAUGUGACAUAGCUAAGCGAUACUCAAUGACUGAUUGCAUAGAGUUUCUAGACUGGGCAGAAGGCAAACUGGUUUUGGAAUUGUAUAUUAAUAAUGUCCAGGAAACUAUUACUGAUCUUGAAAAGACACAAGGCAAGCUGUCUAAGCAUGAUAAGACUGCCUAUGUAAAUGCCUGCCGAGCAAAAUCUGAAUGGCUUCUUACGUCUCAGAAUGCUUCCGUAGAGGAAUUUGAGGAACAAAAGAAACAGUUAGAGAUGAUUGUGGAACCAAUCAUUACCAAACUAACAUUAUCUCCUCAGCCCUCAAAAUUAUCCAAACCAUAAUAUCUUCAUAGUUGGAUGAAAACUGCAAUCAAAAUGGAAGAUUUCAGAGUAAUUGGAUUUUUAGUCAAUUUGUGCCACUUUACCUUGACUGGUGUUAUUGUUGCAUUUGUUUCAAGACUUUAAUGCAUUAUUGAUGAGCUGUUUAUUACUACUGUUAAUGUAUUCUCAUAUUAUUCCAUAUAUAGAAACUGAUAAAAGAUACUGAUGCCCGGUUUGGUAUUGUAAUUAAAAGCAUAACAUUUUAAGACAGCUUCUGUAAAAUACAGUUCACCAGUGAUUUAAUACAAUACACUGAUAUCCCCUAGUUUUCAGAAAAAGCAAAGAAGAAAUUAAAUCAGUCUUUUCCCAUUUGAAAACAUACUGAUAUAACAUGGCAAGCCAUGUGUUUUUUUUAUACAUCGGUCAACUAAUUUAUCAUAGUGCUCUUUUGAGUUAUGGAACUCUGCCUUUACUGGAAAAAUGAGGCCAGUAUUUAUUAUCCACCUCUAAUUACCUUUGAGAAGCUGUGGUAAUCCAGUUUCUUCAACUAAUGCAUCCCUUCUGGUUACAGUACUCCAAAUGUUGUUGCAUGGAGAGUGCCAGGAUUUAGAUCUUGCAGCCCAAAGGAAUGCCGAUUAUAUUUCCAAAUCUGGAUUGCAUGUGAUUUGGGGGAAUAGCUGCACAUGCACAAAGAACUGCAGAUGCUGGUUUACACAAAAGGACACAAAACUCAGGAGUAACUCAAUGGGUCAGGCAGUAUCUCUGAUCUGAAGAACAUGGAUAAGUGAUAUUUUGGGUUGGGAUUCUUCUUCAGACUGAUUGUGGGAGGACAGGAAAAAGCUGGAAGCGGGGAGCAGGACAAAGCCAGCCCA